Argiope bruennichi is the source of this 2909-nucleotide messenger RNA. It is a transcript of the gene NC2alpha, whose product is annotated as dr1-associated corepressor-like. Lineage: Eukaryota; Metazoa; Arthropoda; Arachnida; Araneae; Araneidae. Bases 514 to 1104 code for a protein of 196 amino acids. Gene Ontology annotation, molecular function: transcription corepressor activity; RNA polymerase II general transcription initiation factor activity; protein heterodimerization activity. The record is from RefSeq and is a predicted model, not a curated record. The transcript has 8 exons. Gene Ontology annotation, cellular component: nucleus; negative cofactor 2 complex. Gene Ontology annotation, biological process: transcription by RNA polymerase II; negative regulation of transcription by RNA polymerase II; positive regulation of transcription by RNA polymerase II.
UGACACGUAUCAUAGCUGUAGCUUAAGUUGGAGCGGAGGUGGGAAAAAGCGCGCGGUACCGUCUCCUCUUUUAUCUAUAACGUACUUAAUUGUUAGUUCCCGGCAGAUUAAUUUUUAAACAUUAUUUCGGAUAUUUUAAUUUAACAUUUCUAGGUUUUAAUUAUUUUGACGUAGCAAUAUAAUUUUUGCUGUCGCCAGAAGUGCAAAAUACAACUUUUAUUUUGAAUCCCGAUUUCACAAAUAGGAUGUCGUACAAUAAAAUGCAUUUAAGCGUGGAAAGUGUUUCUCAGAAGAAAUUUAUCUUUUGAAGAGUGUGAAAGCUUCGGAAACAUUCCCAAAUAACACAAUGCCGAGUAAAAAGAAGAAAUUCAAUGCAAGAUUUCCACCUGUUCAAAGCCUUUCUUGGGGCACGAAUGAGUUUCUCUGUUUGUUUAGCAAUAGUCAAUUUUGGUCAUUCAUCGAAUGCUGGUCCAGCGACCUAUCCUUGGAAAGUAGGCUAGAAUUAAAAAGAUCAUGCAAACUGAUGAAGAUAUAGGGAAAGUAGCUGCUGCUGUGCCUGUCAUAAUUUCACGAGCUUUGGAGUUAUUUGUUGAAUCAUUGGUGACAAAAACCAGUCUCAUCACAAAAAGCAGAAAUGCCAAAACUUUAACCACAUCUCAUUUGAAGUCUUGUGUUUUAUCUGACAAUAGUUUUGCAUUUUUACGGGAGUUAGUGGCAUCAGUCCCAGAUGUGCAAGGAGAAGAUGAGCAAGGAACCUCCUGCAUAUCUGAUGGAAACAACUCUGAAAAUCAGCAUGCUAGACUAAGAAGACCAAAGGACAGAGGAACUAGUGAAGAUAGUGCUGGUCCAAGUCAUUCAACUGCUGAUGAAUCAGAAACUUGGAGUGCAGAAGAGGAUGGCGAGGAGGAUUCAGAAACAAGUAGUGCAGAAUCUUCAUCCCAUCAACAACCUACAGUCUCAUCUAUAUCCUCAGCAUCCAUUCCUCCUUCACAUUGUAAUGUUGCUUUUCAAACCAGUUCAUCUCAUCAUUACAUGUCUUAUCCAGUUCCAUGUGUACCAAAUAACAAUACAUCCAACAGUGUGGACGAUGAUUAUGACUCUUGACAUUUCCACCACCUUUGUUCAAGUUUUAAACUUCCUGCAUCAUUAUCUAGUAGCAUAGAUCCAAUCAGCUGCUAGUCUCCUGAAUUUCUUUUGUUCAAGUGUUAACCAAUUAUUGAAACUUCUGUAGACAUUGGUUCACUUCACUUCAAUUGGUUAUAUUUGUUAUUCUAAUAAUAUUUCACUUCUAAAAAAUUGUCUUUACUAAUCCUUUAUUUAAAUUUUGUGGGGAAAAAAAACUUAAUACCUUGAAUUUCAUUUUGGAUGUAUAAUUGAAUUCAUUCAUUCUUUAUAAUUAAAGAAUUUUUACUAAAAUUUGAAUGAAAUGUUAAAUGAAAAUAUUUAUUUAAAAAAUAGUGCCAUUUUCUUUUAUAUAUAUAUAUAUAAUGUGAUAUAUAGCUUUCUGAAGCAAAAUGUACAUGUAUAUGAUUCCUGCCAGCAAUAAUAUUACAAAAUAAUUAUUAAAAAUGACAUCGUUUGUGUUCAAAGAGUGUCCUGAAAGUUUAAGCAUUGUUUAUAUGUGCUAUUUAUCUUUUGACUUCUGUUGGUCAAAAAUAAAAUAGAUACCCUUAUACUAAAUUCUGAAUUGAUUACAUUAUUUUUAUAUUAUAUAAUCAUAGGAGAGCAUUAUUAUUUCCUGUUGAAUGUUUUUUUACUAAAUUGUUAGAUAAUAUAAUUAGAAUAUGAAUAAUGCCUUAGUUUAACAAUUAUAGCAAAUUUAUUGUAUGCAAGUUCUUGAAUUUAAAUUCUAAUACUACAAGGAUAAUUAUAUAUUGCUCUCUUUAUUCAUUAGAUUUAAUUUAAUGUUUUAUCCUAUCCUUAUAUAGACAUGCUUUUGGCUAAAGCAAUAAUACAAGAGAAGUUGAAGAGAAAAAUAAUUGCUAAACAUUUGUGUUUUAAUGCUGUUGAUGAAAUGCUGAUAUCUUUAAAAUUUUUAAAUGUACAACUAGAAUAUUUUGCUCAAAUGUUUAGAAAAAUAUGAAGGAGAAUAUGUAAACAUUUAUUUUAAAUUGUUGCGAUAAGUAUGUAGAUAAACUUAAUGUGUAACUAUUGUUUAUUUAAAACUCUCAAAUGAAAUUUUUACACCAGUCUAUAAGUUACAAGGACUGUUUAUUCUUGUCUAAUACCUUGUUUAUGGAUCACAAAUUUAAUUGGAUUGCAUUAUUAAAAAUAAAAUUUGUGAGUGGUAUUAUUGAAUUAUUUACUAGAAUUUCCUUGUUUCUUUACUGCAAAUCUAUAUCAAAUAUAUGUCAAAAUGCUGUGUCAGUGAGGUUUUCUUUAUAAAACAGCAAUUCUGUUUCAAAAAAAUCUGUAUUCUUUUAUUGUAAUUAUUAUAUAAAAAGAAUAAUGGAUUAAAAUUUGAUUAAAAAAAAUAUUUCAUUGUGCACAAAUUUUCUUUCUCUGUUAUUUUUUUUUUUUUUUAUGAGGAUUACUUUCUUUAAGCUUGUAUUUAAAAAUAUAUCUUAGCAUCAUAGUUUUAGAUUAUUCAAUUUCUCACAAAUUGUUAAAAUAACCUUUUCUUAGUUUUAUGUUGUUUUUCUUAGUUUUUUCCAAGUGGUUUCCCAUUUGCAGUUGAAAAAAUUGCAUAAAUUAUUUUUUUACUGCUUCUCAAUUUUGAAGAUCAAUGAACAUUUUAUGAAUACAUUCAUAUAAUGUGCAUUGAUGUUAUUUUGUCUCAUUGGUGUAUUUAUGUAGCUCAGCUGUAAAAUGCACUCGUUCCUUCAUUUUAUUGUAAAAAAUAAAUACAUUUUUCUUUUAAUUCAAGACACAUAUGUACAUGGAAACCCAUCAAUAAAUUUUCAUUUUUU